UGUAUGAGUGGCUGCGUAUGUCGCCUCCUUUCCUCCACUAGUUUACUUCAUUUCCCACCACUGCUCACCUCCAGCGCCGGCAGCAGAAUGGCAGCGGCGGCCCCCAACCCGGAGGACUCCGCCAGGAGCGGCGGCAGCGGCGGCACCGGCACACCCAGCGCCCUUGCUGCUGACGGGGACGCGGAAGAGACCGAGGACUUCACCUCCUCCUCCCACUGCUCGGAGCUGUCUCGGCGGCAGAACGAGCAGAGGAAGCAGGGCUUGUUCUGCGACGUGACGCUGGCCUUCAGCAGCGGGGUGGCUAACGGAAGCGUCCAGAGCUGCGAGUUUUCAGCCCACAGGUCCGUCCUGGCCGCGGCCACCGAUUAUUUCACCCCCCUGCUGGGUGGACAGUUCUCCGAGUCCUUGUCCGGACGGGUGGAGAUGAAGGAAUGGAGCUCGGAACUGGGGCCGGACCCGGAUACGGUGGAGAGUGUCAUCCAGUAUAUGUACACUGGAGAAAUACGCGUUAGCACCUGCAAUGUGCAUGAAGUGCUGGAGCUAGCUGAUAGGUUUCUCCUGCUGCAGCUAAAGGACUUCUGUGGUGAGUUCCUGAAGAAGAAGCUGAGCCUGACCAACUGUGUGGCGGUGCACAGUCUAGCCCACAUGUACACCUUGGACCAGCUGGCUCUACGGGCUGCAGACAUGAUCCGCCGCAACUUUCACAAGGUUAUCCAGGAUGACGAGUUCUACACGCUGCCCUUUCACCUGGUCCGCGACUGGCUGUCGGAUGCAGAGAUCACAGUGGAUUCCGAGGAGGUGCUAUUUGAGGCUGUGGUGAAGUGGGUGCAGAAGAACUCAGAGGAGCGAAGCCGCUACUUUGAGGAGCUGUUCCGUCUCCUGAGGCUGCCCCAGAUCAAGCCCACCUACCUGACCAGGGUGGUGAAAAAUGAGCAGCUGGUGGCCGCCAAUGAGGCCUGUCUCCGGCUGGUCUCAGAGGCAGUAGAGGGCCACGCUAUCCGCUUUGAGAACCUCAAGUCAGCUGACAUGGAGUUCUGGUCAUCACAUAUGGCCUCCUUUCAGCCUCGCUUUGGCCAGAACAUGGAUGUUAUUAUGGUUGUAGGUGGUGUGUCAGAGGGAGGGGACUACCUGAGUGAGUGUGUGGGCUACUUCAUUUACGAGGACCGUUGGGUCAACCUGCCGCAUAUCCACAACCACCUGGACGGCCAUGCCAUCGCUGCCACAGAGUCCCAUGUCUACGUAGCCGGUUCUAUGGAACCAGGCUUCGCUAAGACGGUGGAACGUUACAAUCCCAACCGCAACACCUGGGAGCAGGUGAGCAACCUGACCACACGUAAGCACUCCUUUGGCCUCACCUGCAUUAAGGAUAUACUGUACAGCAUCGGUGGCCAUGGAAACUUCAGUCCAGGUUUCAAAGAUGUCAGCGUAUACGAGCCCGAGCCGGACAAGUGGCACAAUCUGGAAUCAGCGCCCAAAAUCCUGCGGGAUGUGAAGGCAGUGAGUGUGGAGGACCGCUAUGUGUACGUCACGGCACGCACACCUGUCGAUACAGAUAAUGAGGAUGGACUGAAGACGGUGACCACUCGCUAUGACACAGAGAGCCGCCAGUGGCAAGAUGUCGACUCCCUGCCCCUGAUUGACAACUAUUGCAUCUUCCAGAUGGCUGUGGCCUCCACUAACUUCUACCACACUGCGUCCUGCUGCCCCAAGAGCUACACAGUGAGGGAUGAGGUUGCUAAGCAGAAGAUCAGUGUGCGCAUCUCUGAUGAGAUCUUGGAGAGCCUGCCACCAGAAGUUACCAGCAUCGAGGGUGCUGCCAUCUGCCACUUCGAUGAGGACGUCUUCAUCAUCGGAGGAUGGAAGAACAGCGACGAUGUGGACAAGCAGUACCGUAAGGAGGCCUACCGCUACUGCGCUGAAAGGAAGCGCUGGAUGCUGCUGCCGCCCAUGCCACAGCCCCGCUGCCGAGCCACCGCCUGCCACGUCCGCAUCCCCUACCGUUUCCUGUAUGGCUGCCAGCGCUACCCCAUGCCCCAGAACCUGGCCCGCCAGCGAGAUCGCAUGCAGCAAAUGCAGCAGCUUCACCGGCGCACGCUCACACUGCGCCGGCAGCUCCAGUCGCAGAUAGAGUGCUGAGCAAGUCGGCUCCAUCCAAGAACUACACUACACGCUCUGUGCGAGGAUACACUGCAAGCCACUGUUCCAUUGCAGCCAUCGUCAUCGACCCCCACUCAUACAUAACAUGCUGCAGCGGGUCCUGUGUUGUUCUCAUACUGGAUUUCAUUGAACUGAACCCUGUGCCAUCGGCUCUCAUGCUGUGUUGUAUUAAUGGCAGAUUUGUAGACAGCCAUGGAAUGUGUAAGCAGGUGUGUACUGAUGAGCUGGUGGUCUGUGAGGAGGGAUAUGGCGGAUGUAAACAUGUGAAUAAGAGUGUUAUAUAGCAGCCAACAACUGAAUAUCCUUAUGUCAAGUAUGUUGGUGUAGAUGCUGUUUAUCUGUUUGUACAUAAAUAGUAUAAAGCUGUAUAUGUAAACAUUUAUAUGGAUAAUUUAAAUUCCUUUAUGUAUGCCCGGAAAGGGAAGACUAUGUGACAUUAUUAAUAACUGCAUUCCUACAUUCAAUCCAACUCGCUUAAUGAAGUCUCAUUCCAUUGUAACACUGUGACAAUCUCCUCAUGAAAGCAUAACAUCAGUUCACUCAUGAAGAACUUAUAUCAUAAUUGCUCUAUUAGAAUGGCUCUCCUUGUUGGCUGUUAAUCUUAAAAUCUUGUAGACUAGUUUGCUUUUAGAUUGCAGUUUCCCUUCAACAGUUGUAGCCAGUAUAUUUCUGUCAUCUUUGUUGCCUCAUUUAACACUUGAAAACUUGUGAAAACGAAUGAUCUUUGUCCAGGUUUGUGAAGUGGUGAAAUCCAGAGAGAGCUGUCGUGUCAAAAAGAUGCGAUCUUAUGUGAUGAAAUCAUUCCUUUGGAGUUCAAAGCAUUCUGUUCAGCCACUGCAAUAAGCACCAAUCAUUAGCAGUGGCUCAAUCAUUCCUUUCUUUUGCACUUUGGCAGCCUGUUGCUCAGUGGAUUCCCAUUCAUUCAGAAAUACAUAGAAAAUGUGUUCUGUAUAUGUGUGAGUGCGGGAGUGUGGAUGAGUUGUGUUUGCAGGGCAGAGCUUCUCUACAACUGCACUUUUUAAUAUCUACUUGUAAAGUCUUACAUAAACAUCAGGAUUUAAUUUGCCACUGCACUUUGACUUUGCUUCUGUCAUUUGUUUCAUAUCAGACAGGGUGAUUGUAUUAUGGAAAUGCUUUGUUUUGGCCAGUUUCCAUUCAUUAAGAUUUGAUCUUCCUUGAAAAGAAAAAAAAACAUGUUAUCAUUAUUUGUGGAUUUGUUUCCAACAUUAAAUGUCUUGUAAACCUUG
Molecule: messenger RNA, 3404 nt
Organism: Chelmon rostratus (copperband butterflyfish)
Lineage: Eukaryota; Metazoa; Chordata; Actinopteri; Chaetodontiformes; Chaetodontidae
Product: kelch-like protein 11
Exons: 2
Coding region: 4-2136 (710 amino acids)
Molecular function (GO): protein binding
Source: RefSeq, a predicted model, not a curated record